GCCUUCACUCCUUCCUCUGCCAGUCAGCGUGAUGCAGACGAUCGCCAAGCGCUCGGCCGUGACGGCCCGCGCCCACGCCCGCCGCGCCUUCUCGAACGCCGCCGCCGCCGAGGCCGGCAAGGACCGCCUCGCGAUCUUCGACACGACGCUGCGCGACGGCGAGCAGUCGCCCGGCGCCACGCUCAACUUCAAAGAGAAGUUGGACAUCGCGCGCGGCCUGAGCGCGCUGGGCGUGGACGUGUGCGAGGCCGGCUUCCCCAUCUCGUCGCCCGGCGACUUCGACGCCGUGUCGGCCAUCGCCAAGGAGAUCGGCCCGCUCACGGCCAACCGCGCCACGGGCGAGCCCAUGACCAUCUGCGGUCUCGCGCGCGCCAUGGAGAAGGACAUCCAGCGCUGCUACGACGCCGUGAAGCACGCGCCCAAGCACCGCAUCCACACGUUCCUGGCCACGUCCGACAUCCACCUCAAGUACAAGCUCAAGAUCUCGCGCGACGAGUGCAUCCGUCGCGCCGUGGACGCCGUCAAGUUCGCCAAGAGCCUGACGCCGGACAUCGAGUUCUCCACGGAGGACGCCGGACGCAGUGACCCCGACUUCCUGUGCGAGGUGCUCGCCGAGGUCAUCAAGGCCGGCGCCACCACGCUCAACAUCCCCGACACGGUCGGCUACACGGUGCCCGGAGAGUACGGAUCGCUCUUCAGCUACCUGAUCGAGAACACGGAGGGCAGCGACAAGGCCAUCUUCUCCACGCACUGCCACAACGACCUGGGUCUGGCCACGGCCAACACUCUGGCCGCUGUGCAGGGCGGAGCUCGUCAGGUGGAGGUCACGAUCAACGGUAUCGGUGAGCGUGCCGGUAACACGGCCCUGGAGGAGCUGGUGAUGGCGCUCAAGACUCGCCCGCAGCACUUCCCCGUGUACACGAGCGUUGACUCGACGCAAAUUACGCGCUGCAGCCGCAUGGUGAGCCACUACACGGGCAUGUCCAUCCAACCCAACAAGGCCAUUGUCGGCUCCAACGCCUUCGCCCACGAGUCGGGUAUCCACCAGGACGGUGUGCUGAAGCACCAGGCCACGUACGAGAUCAUGCUGCCGGAGUCGGUUGGUCUCAGCGAGAACAAGAUGGUGCUUGGCAAGCACUCUGGCCGCCACGCGUACAGCAAGCGUCUCCAGCAGCUUGGCUACACCAACCUCACCCCGGAGGAGCUCGACUACUACGUCGAGAAGUUCAAAGUGCUGGCUGACGAGAAGAAGACGGUCACGGAUGCUGACAUGGAGGCGAUUGUUUCGGACGAGCUCUUCAAGCCGGAGGUCUUCUGGACGCUACAGUCUGUGCACGUGACUGCUGGUAACCUCGUGAAGCCGACGGCCACGGUCACGCUUGCCCACAAGGACGGCCAGGAGGUGAGCGAGGCUGCCAUGGGCACUGGUCCGAUUGACGCCAUCUACGUUGCCAUCAAGCGCGCCACUGGCAUGGACAGCAUCAAGCUGAACGACUUCUCCGUGGAGAGUGUGACGGAUGGCACGUACGCUCUGGGUGAGGUCACCGUGCGCGUGCAGGAGGAGAAGGAGGAGGAAGAGAAGACGGAGGACGAGAAGCACGUGAACGCCCAGACGGGUGUGACGCGCGACCGCCAGUUCGUUGGCCACGGUGCCAACACUGACAUCCUCGUGGCGUCGGCUACGGCCUACGUGAACGCCGUGAACCGCAUGAUGGCUUCCCAGGCACGUGGUGUGGCUGAGGCUCGGGUGGACGCCUAAGAUUGACAAUACAACAUCCAACUAACAAGGAGCUCGCUCGAAGCAACCGCGGAUGUCAGCAAGGAACUGUCGAGGGCAAGACCAAGAAGGGAAUCAUCUGGAGUGUGGUGGCGAGCGCCGUACGUGUGUAUUAUCUAAUCGGUGGUGAAGGCUUCAUUACACCAGCAGAAUGAACAGCAAAAAUAUAUCGUCCGGGUUCGCGAACGAUGCGACCUGGAGCGAGUGUCUCUACC
Molecule: messenger RNA, 1992 nt
Organism: Phytophthora sojae
Lineage: Eukaryota; Oomycota; Peronosporomycetes; Peronosporales; Peronosporaceae
Exons: 1
Coding region: 32-1759 (575 amino acids)
Biological process (GO): L-leucine biosynthetic process
Molecular function (GO): 2-isopropylmalate synthase activity
Source: RefSeq, a predicted model, not a curated record